Messenger RNA from Gadus macrocephalus (Pacific cod), 2930 nucleotides. Its product is annotated as golgin subfamily A member 6-like protein 4. The transcript is spliced from 10 exons. The record is from RefSeq and is a predicted model, not a curated record. The coding region runs from base 1456 to 2451 and encodes 331 amino acids. Lineage: Eukaryota; Metazoa; Chordata; Actinopteri; Gadiformes; Gadidae.
UGCCUUGUUCAAUGCACUGAUGUGUAAGGAAUUUGUAAGUAUUUCAAUCAUUUGCGCCUUGCCUAUUUUGGAAUAUAAUUUACUUGCCUUGUGUUUACAGUACAUAUGUAUGGGUGCAGGUCAGAUCCACAGCCACACUUUUGGUCCUAGGUGUUACGUAAGGAGUUAAAUGCUCAUGUAGAUAUUGUAGAUAUGGGAUACUUGGUUGACCAAAGUGACCAAAGAUUUGGGUACGUCAUUUGAGUUUGUAUUAUACGGUGUGAUGACAGUGCCCAGAUGCAUUGGGCUAUAUAGCGCAAUGAAAUGUUUAUUAUAUGGGGUAUUGUAAACUAAAUAAAAAAAAUACAUGUUUGUUUUUCUGACAUUUGCUGAUGUGAUGGUUUGAUGUUAGAUUUUUUGGAUGCAGCUCGUUGGAAAAACAAAAACCUUUCUCCCAGACGUGAAGCAUCACAAAAUAUUAAGCGUAUGGCUAGAGGUUGUCUAAAAAGUGCAAGCUGUGAAAUGUCAACCUGUUGUAGAGCGCAACAGUGAACGCCGCGUUUUUUAACAGCUGGUCCCGGAAGUAAAUUUCAUAUAAAGUGGCGAAGUCACGCCUCUGAAAAAUAUGAAUGGGUUUCAAUGGAGAGAAAGUAAUUAUUUUCUGGUCCCAGUUUUCAUAUGCCCCGGAUUACACAUAUGUUUGGAUUUAAAUGAUAAUUUUUCAUGCAAAGAAAACUAAACAUUUUCAUGAAGAAGUUUGAUAGUGUUGGGUUUUUUUUCCAAGGGAAGGAUAAAAACAUCGAAAGAGGUGCAAACCAUUAUAAGUUUGGGCAUGUGGAGAGUUUCAAUUAUGCCGAUGGUGAGAUUUUCAGUCUUGUCCAAGCCAGUCGCAGGGAGCGUGACAGCACAUACGAGACGUGUAGUCCUUCUCAUUGUGUUUUCGCUACAUCCUUGGCUUUAACUGUACAAUUGCACAUUAAACGGUCUAACUCUUGACAUGAAAAAUUAGCAUUUAAAUCGACAAACAACAUAUGUGUAAUCCGAGGCAUAUAAAGACUGGGACCAGAAGAUAAUUACUUUCUCUCCGUUGAAACCCAUUCGAAUUUUUCGGUCCCGUGGGCUCUACCGGAAGGGGCGUGACUUCGCCACUGUAUUCCUUUUCUCCAUUGACAUUUUGUAAAGUCAUAAUAUAAAGAGUUUUAAGCCCGGACCAUGCCAAUUUUCGUCCAGGUAGUUGUAUCUAUAAAUCAUUUGUUCCAGAGCAAACAUUUCUUUGGGAAAAUGGAAUAAAAAGCAAAGGUACGAGACUGAAUACUGACUGGCUCUGAACCGCUAGGGGUCGUCGUCAGGCACGACGCGACUCUGAACCGCUAGGGAACGUCGUUAGGCACGACUCUAAAUCCCGGGCCCGAGUAGCUGGAGGUGAUGCUUCACGGCGUCGUCCCCUUAAGUGUACAUUAGAUCUCCAGCACCAUAAUGGCGAACUGCUCGUUCGGUGAAUAUGGCAGCAGAAUGGCUGAGCUUGAACACGGCCACAGUCGGCUCAGAAAAGAGACUGGAGAGAUGAGGCACUUGCUGGAGGUUGCAGAUGAGGAGGUGGCUGAACUACGCAUGGAGAAUGGAGCCCUGACAGGCAAAGUGGAAAUGCUGGAGAGUUCCCUCAGCGAUGCGGGGCACAUCCAAGUUGAGCUCCGCAAGGUCAAGGGCCUCCUCUGUGAGGAGCAGAGUAGCAACAGGAAAAGAACAAUCAACAAGGAGCAGGAGAUUCAAAAGUUGGAGGAGGAACGAAAGAUUCUGACGGAGCAGGCCAAGGGUCUAUCUGCCCAGCUGAAGGAGCUGCAGCAGCAGAGAGAGCAACGCGAGCUCAGCCAGAGUAACCUGGAGGCAGCGCUGCAAAGGCUUCAGAUUAAAAUGAAAGAUAUUCGCCAGGAGCUGAAACUGAAGGAUGAGGAUAUCCACCAGCAAAACUGGCAGUUGAUGCAGCUUGAGGAGAUGAGGGAGGAGUACACAAACAUUAUACGGGACCUGCGGCUCAGGAACAAGGACCUGGAGAGCCAGGUGGAGCUCCAGCAGGAGGAGGCCGCCCGCCUGGUGAAUCACCAAUUCCCCCGCAACCCCCUCUCCAUCGCGGACGAGGUGGAGCUGCAGGCCUACCUGGCGGUGGUGGAGAAUUGUAGGCGAGAAGAGAAAGAUGAUGGGAAAAACACUGCUGUCAAGCCUUUUCCAAAGAGCCAGGGUCGUUCAGGUGGCCAGAUGCUGCACGGCGUGCUGACCAAGGGCCUCCUGGCCCUCGGAGGUGUGUCUGUCCUGGCCCUCGGAGGUCUGUCUGUCCUGGCCGUGACGGCCCCCAUGCUGCUGGACAACUGGGGCUACAGCGCCGACCUUGUCUCCACCAACGACCUCUGGAAGACUGUGCAUGACUUGUUCUUGCGUAACUGUGACAAACAGUACAAGUGUUUGCCUCCAGUCUAGACUCCACCUAACUGGUAGGACUUGAAGCAGUUGUAGAAGAUUAAAUUGAAGUGUCUAACUGAGUGAAAUAUGUCUGGUGAGAGUUACCUUACAUCGUUCUUACCUGAAAUACCUCCUUCGUUCGACGUUAUUUUAUUGGAUUUUUUAUAGGCUGUUAUUGAACUGUUAUUAUUAUUACUAUUACUAUUACUUUUACUAUUUCUAUUACUGAACCAUAUAUCAAAUGGGCAAAAAAUUUGUAAACCAACCCAUAAUAAUAAAACAAGAGAGGGACAGAGAGCUCAAAUACAAACUUACAAAGGGCAUAGACUAAGUAUUAAAUCAUAGAAAUAUUCACAUCGCAUGAUUACUUGUAAUGUGAGAUAAAUAGAAAACAAAGUCUAAGUGCAUGGCGCUCUUUAAUUAGUAUUUUACGAAGGACAAAGUCUAGUACAAAAGUGUACAAAACGUUUUUCAUUAAACAUUUGGUUUACAUUGUG